AUGGACGGCGUCAGUGCCGUCGCCGGUGCGCUCGCCAUCAUUGAUUUGAGCAUCAAGUCAGCGAAAGGCAUUCGAGACUUCCUAUCAACCUUUAAUGACGCGCCUCAGACUGUUGCUCAGCUCGCCCAAGAUGUCGAGAUACUAUCCACGUUCCUCGAGCGGCUGUCACAAUGUCCCUUGGACAUUUCUUCGCCCAAGACCGUCGCAUCGCUGAAAUUACACCUGGAUACCUGCGCAAAUACGCUAUCCGACUUCGAUGCUCUUCUGAAGAGUCUACAUCCUGUCUUAACGAGCCGAGCCGACCGACUACGUAUGAGACUUCGCGCUGUGCGGAAGGACAAGAAUAUUGAGAAGGCCCAGGACCGAAUUCGAGCCUUCGGGACCCAAAUCAACUUGUAUCUCACGCUGCUUCAGGCUGAAGCCACCGCCAGGACCUCUUCAAUCAAUGCGAGCACGGCUGAGACAACUGAAAGCAUCAUUCAGCAGAUCUUGGCCAAGAUGGAAAGAAUCCAAGAUCCCCUAGACAAAAAAGGCACAGAGAAUGGCAACCCAACAGCGACAGGGGAGCUUGCCGGAAAUAGGCGCCAAGAUAUCUCGGGCGUUGCCGAGCCGGAAGCCAUGGAGGCGUGCUCCAAGCUGGAGGAGAGUGUCUCUCGCUUAUCUCGCCUGGUCGACAACAACGGGUCGACGCUGGACGCGGAGGAUGCGGUGCAGAUCAUUAAUGACCUGGAGCGACUGAUUCAAUCGGCAAGAGACAAAGUCUGCAAGGACCAGAGCACGCUUUCGCUGCCUCUGGAACUACCAAGCCUUCCAGACGAACUGCGAAUGAUCGGGGGGAUGAUUUAUAGCGCUCCAGUGAUAGCCAUCAACCCUAACAGUGAGUUCCCCCAUUCGUGUGCUCCGAGCCACAGUCAUCCCUUUAAGACCAUCCUCACGAGUGUGCCCAAACGCGUAGGCAUCAAGCAGAAGCGGCUUAGAGAGGAGAUAGGUAUUGACUGUGGAGUUCUUACCAUCACCACAAACAAGAGGAAACGACUUGUACACGAAAAGACCUCUGAGGGCCCCCUAGACAAGGAACAAUCUCACGGGGAUGUUGUGGCUGGCCUUUCGUUCCGGCCAACGAAUCAUGCGCUAACUAUCCACAUUUCCGUCACACAAGGCCAGCUCUUCGAUCAAUGCGUCCAGAGCAUCCCAAGAAUUUCUAUCAACCCCAUCAUUCCGCGUGGCUCACCAGUUUUUGAUAUCGUGAGACAAGGCCGAAUCCACGAGUUCCGGGCCAUGCUUGCAGAGGGCGAGACUAAUGUGAGAGUUCAGGACGAGAGAGGAACAGGCCUGCUUCAUGAAAGUCUCCGCCAGCAAGUCACUUCAUGCAUUACAACUACUAACAUCAUCAUCACACAACAGUUGGAUCGGAAUGACACUCUGAGACUACUGCUGCAGCACGGAGCAGAUCCACUUUUAGAUGCAAACGAGAACCUCAGUCCAUUGGUGGAAGCCUGCGCCGAAGCGGAUGCUUCCGCUUUAAGAUUUUAUACGCAUUAUGGCGCUCCAUUUCUCUCAGGUGCAGUUAACGAAGUCGACGAAAUGGGACGAACGAUGCUACAUCGAGUGUGUGGCUCAUGGCCACGGGGACAUUGUAAUUGCGAUGCCCUGGCUGCCCUCAUCGACGCUGGGGCGAACAUUCAAGGCCGUGUGACCAACAACUACAUGGCCUUAAUGAAGGGCUUCACUUGCCUCCACACUCUCGUUUACUUUGCAUGGAACCCUUCGACGAGUGACGAGCUGGAAAGCUUGGUCUAUUUAAUCCAGCGAGGGGUUUCAGUCUACGCAGUCGACGACAAUCAUCGAUCGGUAUCCAUGACAGCAUAUAUCCAAAACGAGUUUGAAUGUGAGGGCGAAUGGACCCCAGUUGGUGGAUAUAGGGGUGAUCUAUGGGAUGCUGCCCUCGUAACCUGCGGAUACAGGCUAUCGGAAUUCCGCAGGCUUUAUCCCAGGUUACCAAGAUACGACUCAAGGUACAAGAGGUCCGAUUUUGAAAAGCUCUGGGAGGGUAUUGAGCACCUCUGUCCUUACUGGGACGAUCGCAGAUGGCCAGAUACUGGGACUCACAGGAGUUGCUCUAUGGACGCAGAUGAUGAAGGCUCAGGUUCGAGUCAUUGGGAUGGUUGCGAGCCAUCGUAUCUCGAAGCCAGUGACAUUCAUGAACCCCAGUCAGGUCGGAUCACUGGAUUGCUUGAAGAAGAGACUAGCCAUGAUGGCAUAGUUGAAGACGAGACCAGUGAGACCAAGAGAGGUGCUCAAGAAACCGUCAGCGACAGCGACUUCAUGGUCUCGGCCAAACUGGGUCUCCCUAUUGGUCUCAAGUUCAGCCUCAAGGUGGCCUCACUGGACCUUUCUAUCGGUUUGAUUGAUGAGCCUUCCGCCAAGGGUGUGGCUCAGUAUUCUGGUUCCAUCGAGGGCGACAGCAAGGGCUCCUCUAAUGCUUUCAAGGAGACAGGUGGACGCAAGGGUAUUGCAACGUAG
Molecule: messenger RNA, 2523 nt
Organism: Fusarium falciforme
Lineage: Eukaryota; Fungi; Ascomycota; Sordariomycetes; Hypocreales; Nectriaceae
Product: Helo-like-N domain-containing protein
Exons: 5
Coding region: 1-2523 (840 amino acids)
Source: RefSeq, a predicted model, not a curated record